AUGCCCAUCGUCGAGAUUGACUACUGUACCCACAAAGAGCACAGUCUUGCGGGUAUUCCCUAUCGGGACAAAAGACGUACCACCGGCUGUAGACUUAUUCGGUCCCUUGGGAUUAUCCAUCAAUCCGCGUUGCGACGGGCCUUGCUACCAGGACGCGGCUCCUUACAUAGGCCCUUCCGCGUCAGCGGGAUCCAGGCGCUGCCCGCCCUCGCGGCCUCUGUGAGCAAUGACCGUCUUUACAAAGCUGGGGGCCACGAGUGCAAGGCGAGGGUCAACCCUCGGUUUUGCUAG
Molecule: messenger RNA, 291 nt
Organism: Purpureocillium lilacinum
Lineage: Eukaryota; Fungi; Ascomycota; Sordariomycetes; Hypocreales; Ophiocordycipitaceae
Source: RefSeq, a predicted model, not a curated record